AGAGGCGAGAGGAGGCUCGCCGCGCCAUGGUGUCCUGCGCGGGGCCGGGGCCGGGGCCGGGGCCGGGCCAGGCCGGGCCAUGAGCCGCGCCGGGAGCUGGGACAUGGACGGCCUGCGGGCAGACAGCGGGGCCGCUGGGGCGGCCCCCGCCUCCUCUUCCUCCUCUGUGGCGGCGGCGGCUCCGGGCCAGUGUCGCGGCUUCCUCUCGGCGCCAGUGUUCGCCGGGACACCCUCCGGGCGUGCGGCGGCUGCGGCGGCAGCGGCGGCAGCGGCGGCGGCCUCGGGCUUCGCUUACCCGGGGACCUCUGAGCGCGCGGGCUCCGCCUCGUCGUCGUCAUCUUCUGCUGUGGUCGCAACGCGCCCAGAGGCUCCCUCCGCCAAAGAGUGCCCGACGCCCGGGGCGGCCGCUGCAGCGCCCCCGGGAGCCCCAGCUCUGGGCUAUGGCUACCACUUCGGCAACGGCUACUAUAGCUGCCGCAUGUCACACAGCGUGGGCUUACAGCAAAAUGCUCUCAAGUCGUCGCCGCACGCCUCGCUGGGAGGCUUCCCGGUGGAGAAGUACAUGGACGUAACGGGCCUGGCAAGCAGCAGCGUACCGACCAACGAGGUGCCCACGAGAGCCAAGGAGGUGUCCUUUUACCAGGGCUACACGAGCCCCUACCAGCACGUGCCUGGCUAUAUCGACAUGGUGUCUACCUUCGGCUCCGGGGAGCCUCGGCACGAGGCAUACAUCUCCAUGGAGGGCUACCAGUCCUGGACGCUGGCCAACGGGUGGAACAGCCAGGUGUACUGCACCAAGGACCAGCCACAGGGCUCACACUUUUGGAAAUCAUCUUUCCCAG
This is a messenger RNA of Manis javanica (Malayan pangolin), 842 nucleotides long. The record is from RefSeq and is a predicted model, not a curated record. Lineage: Eukaryota; Metazoa; Chordata; Mammalia; Pholidota; Manidae.